UGUGACAUUUCUAGUGCGCAGUGCAUGCUGGUCUAGCACGGUGACCCUGAGCAGCUCCUGGGGUGGUGUUCUCUUGAGUAGAUCUACCGGGGAGACCGGACCAGCGGAGACAUGUGGUAUGAAAUCCUGCCCGGGUUUGCUAUUAUGACCGUAUGCCUUAUGGUCCCCGGAUUAUCCACCAUAUACCUGAACCGCUUAACCAACGGGGGCAAGGACAAGAGGGUUGCCCGUUUGCCCUACCAGUGGUACCUUUUACAAAGAGACAAAAGGGUUUCUGGGGAGCAGCUCUACUAUAAAUCAAAAGGCUUGGAAAAUAUCAAUUAAGAUGAGUUGUAAACCGUGAAUAUCUUUCCCAUAUGUUUGCUUUCAAUAAAAUGUAUGUAAAAGAAACAAUAAAUCCUUCUGGGCCUGUAUUCAUUA
This is a messenger RNA of Hyla sarda, 420 nucleotides long. It is a transcript of the gene NDUFA1, whose product is annotated as NADH:ubiquinone oxidoreductase subunit A1. The record is from RefSeq and is a predicted model, not a curated record. The transcript has 3 exons. The coding region runs from base 112 to 324 and encodes 70 amino acids. Lineage: Eukaryota; Metazoa; Chordata; Amphibia; Anura; Hylidae.